CGACGAAGGUGUACAUCGAUCGGAAUGAAUUCUCGGUCUAGCCUGGAGAAGCCGGGGAACCCUCAGCAGGCCGCGCUCGGUGAUUUGAAGUCGCUGUUGGGUGCUGUCGUGCGGAAACCUCGCGGGGACGCCCAUGGCAUCGCAGUUGACCAUCCAGCUGUGGCGGAGGCCAAACGUCGCGCCCUACAGAAAGGUGGCCCCUUCGACCAUUUCCCUCUACCUUCACCGUCCCAGACGGACCGAGAGCUGUUGGAAAAAGGAGCGGAACAGUGCCACUUCACCUCCGCCAUUCUUCGCGGUAUCAAUCACGAAGAUGGGCGUGAGGCAGGCACUCCCUAUCUUACGGAUGGAGACGGCAACUGCUUGUUGAACGCCGUGGCCAUGCUGCUCGUGAAGAAGCAACCACGUGGGGUCAGGAACGCCGUGAAGACGAUGGCAGCUCAGCUCCGGCUGGGGAUUGUCGUGGAAGGCUUGCGCAACAUCGAGGUGGUGUUCGACCUGAAGUGGUGUGGCUGGGUGGUGGACGCAAUGCCGGAGAACCGUUGGCGAAUGGCGUCGCGUGACUGCGCACGGCUGGUGUUCUUAGGAUGUCUGCACCACAUCNAA
This is a messenger RNA of Ectocarpus sp. CCAP 1310/34, 606 nucleotides long. Lineage: Eukaryota; Phaeophyceae; Ectocarpales; Ectocarpaceae. The record is from the annotation of a GenBank genome assembly.